Molecule: messenger RNA, 396 nt
Organism: Necator americanus (New World hookworm)
Lineage: Eukaryota; Metazoa; Nematoda; Chromadorea; Rhabditida; Ancylostomatidae
Exons: 1
Coding region: 1-396 (131 amino acids)
Source: RefSeq, a predicted model, not a curated record
AUGAGAGAUCGGCCCGUCAUCAGCAUCGAAAAUUACACCAUAUGCUGCGGCGAUACUGAUGAGAACAAAGUAGGUGGCUGCGCAAUAGCUGUGAGGAACGAUUAUAACAACCUGAUAGAGGAAUUUGGCUCAACGUCGUCUAGAUGCACCGUUCUACGACUGCAGGAUCGCAGAGGACGUAAACUCUGGAUCGUAAGUGCUCACGCACCUACGGAAACCCCCGACGACAAGACUAAGGACGCCUUCUAUGACGAACUCAAUGCGUUGAUGUCUAAAACACCAAGCCAGCAGGUGGUCAUUGUCGGAAUCGACGCAAAUGCGAAGAUGGGACUCGAACAGCAAUCCGAUAUGCUAGAAAAAUGGUAUUAUUCAGCGGCGCGCACAUCGGUCGUCUGA